Molecule: messenger RNA, 2172 nt
Organism: Dendroctonus ponderosae (mountain pine beetle)
Lineage: Eukaryota; Metazoa; Arthropoda; Insecta; Coleoptera; Curculionidae
Product: lipase 3
Exons: 7
Coding region: 901-2139 (412 amino acids)
Biological process (GO): lipid metabolic process
Molecular function (GO): hydrolase activity, acting on ester bonds
Source: RefSeq, a predicted model, not a curated record
UCUUUAGCCUCAAAUCUUUAUUAUUUUAUUAUAUAAAAAAGUUCUCGCUCCUUCAACGUCUCAACCCAAAUCGUUUCUAUUUCUUCCUUAACCUUAAAGCUUAUUUACUUCUUCUUCAAUUUAUUCUUAUGGGACUUAACUUUGUGAGCAAUCCGAACAUCUCUUACUUUAAUAUGCAUUUUACACUUCCUAAAUCCAUAAGCUGGCAACCUGAAGUUUCUGUAGUCAAAAUGAAUCCAGCCAGUACUCGGAAAAGUUUCCGUGGUAAAUUCUGACACAAUUUUAGUUUUAAUUUCCUUGCAUUCUAAAUGUGUCUCCUGGGCAUUCGAUAAGGACCUGCUACACGUCUUUCCAGCGUAUGUUAAUCGCGGUUUCAAGCUCGCCUUGGGCUGUUACGUGUAACAAUAUUUCCCAAUCAAUUUCUCCCGUUUUCAUGGAUAAUUCGCUGUUCCCCCAAAGGAAAUUCGAAUACCAGCACAAUUUUCGGUUCGAUGGCACUCGAUAAUUAAAGCUUGUACAUAAUAAAUGUUUGUGAUUACUUAAUUUAUCAUAAAUCCGAUCAAGCUUUUCGAUUAUUUUCAUUUUAUUUUAGCAUUCCUCCUGUUGCCAACCUUUCUUUGUGUUUCCAGUGAUUAUUGCCUAUUUGUGCAUCAAAAUUUUCCGAAAACCACUUGAUUUCGUCCUCGAUUAAUAAUUACCAGACGUCCAGCCAGUCCCAAUAUGAAUAUGUCGACUAUGUUUUUCAUAAUUACGUAAAUUAAGGAGCUGGAGACAAAUUAAUGACUGACUAAAGUUAAUCGAAACUUGAUAGCGGAUGCGUAAAGGAUGUGAACAUUAUAAGUUUUCCACUGUUCGAGGCAAGGGCCAGCAGUUUUCUUAAGCACAAAGCAAAAACUAAGCAUGUUCAGGCCAAUUGUCAUCGUGACUUGCUUGAUUUACUUGGUCCAAGCCCAUCCAGACGAAAGACUAUCCACAAAACAGUUUAUGGCAAAAUACGGCUACCCGAUCGAGGACCAUUCCGUUACCACUCAAGAUGGUUACAUUUUGACCGCCCAGCGUAUCCCUCAUAGUCCUAAUGGGCAAAAACCGACUCGAGUGGUGCUUUUGGUGCAUGGAAUGGGAGGCAAAGGCGCAAACUAUUUGAUUUUAGGUCCUCCGGAUGCCUUGGCAUUUUAUAUGUCCGACCGAGGCUAUGACGUGUGGUUGUUUAAUGCCAGAGGCACUGAACUGUCCCGAAAACACAAAACUCUGAACCCGAACAGAGAUCGCAAAAAAUUCUGGAAUUUCAGCUGGAAUGAAAUUGCGCUGUUUGACUUGCCAGCGACUAUCGACUACAUUGUGAGGAAAACCGGAGCCGACAAGUUGUUCUACGUGGGUCAUUCUCAAGGAACCACUUCCUGUUUGAUUAUGUUGUCUGAAGUGCCAGAAAUAAACGAUAGAAUUUCGGCUGCGGCUCUGCUGGCUCCUGCAGUUUUCCUUAAUCUGACCAAAUCGCCCAUUUUAACUGCAGCCUCAAAACUAGCAGGACUUGCCCAGGUAACCUCAAAAUCUCCAUUGAAUCUCUGGAUGGCAGUUUAUUUCUCCAAACCUAAGAGGCUUUUGGGAAUGUUCAACUGGUACGAGCUGCCGAUGCCCAACAGCCCCAUGCUGAACAACAUCCUUCUGUCAUUGUGUCGACCUCCCAUGGAUGACCUCUGCCUCGAUAUCGUGUACUUGAUUGGAGGACCAACAUCUGGAUUAGUGGACAAGAGCAUAGUUCCCAUGGCCUUAAAGUUUGGUAUUUCUGGAAUAGCCAGCAAGCAGAUCUUCCAUUAUGGGCAAGUGAUACUAAGUGGAGAGUUCAAAAAAUACGACUACGGAAGUAAGGGAAACCUCAAAAUGUACAACAGCACAAAGCCGCCUCUUUACCAGCUGCACAACGUGAGAGCACCGAUGGCGCUAUUUUACUCGGUCGAGGACCCUUUUGGAAACAAUUUGAUGAUGGAAAAGCUAAAGACAUUUCUACCCAAUGUGGCGCUCGACAACCAAAUGUCUUUACCGAACUGGAAUCAUCUGGACUUUGUACUGGCUCGCAACUUGCGCCAGGAAGUACACGAGCCUUUAUACGAGUUAUUCAAAAAAUACACCGAUGAGCUGUAAGCUCAGAAGCCAGUAAACAGGGUCUUGAAAACA